Molecule: messenger RNA, 1068 nt
Organism: Syzygium oleosum
Lineage: Eukaryota; Viridiplantae; Streptophyta; Magnoliopsida; Myrtales; Myrtaceae
Exons: 1
Coding region: 1-1068 (355 amino acids)
Source: RefSeq, a predicted model, not a curated record
AUGGCUCCUGAGGUAUUGGCGAAGGCCAAACAAGCCAAGGUACUCCCUCAACAUCCCUCUUUGGCUAUUGUUGACUCUUCCGAUGCCACCCUGCGGACCACUCUUUCUAUGGUACCCGCAAAGUUCAAUACUCAGGCUGCUCCUGUAGAAGCGGGAACCUCCUAUGCUACUGCUCCUCAGGGACAACGGACUUAUAGACGUGGCUCUAUUACCAUACUCAGAGUUCCUAUGAUUCUUCAACAGUGGCACCCAGCGUUAAAGAUGAAGAAGAACCACCAUGAAUCCCUGCCGGUCUGGGUCAAACUGAGGGAUAUUCCCUAUGCUCUAUGGUCUGUUGCAGGCAUAAGUACAAUCGCUAGUGCAAUUGGAAAACCAUUGCAUGUCGAUAUGCAAACUGAAAAAAUGAGAAUGAUCUCUUAUGCCAUAGUGUGUGUAGAGAUCAAGGCAAACCAGAAAAUACUUGCAUCGGUGGAAGUCAUCAUUAAUGAUGAGAGUUGGACGAUCGUUGUUGAGUUUGAAUGGCGUCCUGUAUCAUGUAUGACUUGUGGCACGUUCGACCACAGAUGUCCUCCUCCGAGUGUAGUGCAUAUUGCCACUCAGAAUGACCCAACACCAGCAGCUGCUGCAGAUACAAUACCUCCUGCGCGAGGUGAUAAAUGGGAAACUAUUAAGAAAAAAAAUGGUGCGGGACAGACUAGAGUCCCUGCUGUGACGCCCUCCCCUGGGAUUAGUUUCAAAUCUCUUGAACCAAAAUCUAGUAUGGUAGAGAAGUCCCUCCCCGACCUUGGCUUGCCAUCUCCUGCUACCUCUAUGGAUUCUUCUGACUCGGAAGACACUGAUAAGGAGUUGGCCAACAACAUUGGUAGCGACUCAGAGAAAGACCCCUCUCCUGCCCCACCACACACCAGAUCACGAUCUGUUCUGAACCCUGGGGAUGCAACAGAUAUGGGAAGUCGUGACACACCUUUGCUUGCUCCCGCUCUGGCCCCUCCCAACCCCAACAGCAGCCCUUCUACUAUUAAAAUGCCCAUCUCGAAGAAAAAAUGGGUUGGCAAGAAAAGGCGGUAG